Molecule: messenger RNA, 3582 nt
Organism: Xenopus laevis (African clawed frog)
Lineage: Eukaryota; Metazoa; Chordata; Amphibia; Anura; Pipidae
Gene: slc29a3.S
Product: solute carrier family 29 (equilibrative nucleoside transporter), member 3 S homeolog
Exons: 6
Coding region: 89-1483 (464 amino acids)
Biological process (GO): nucleoside transport; nucleoside transmembrane transport
Cellular component (GO): membrane; plasma membrane; Golgi apparatus
Molecular function (GO): nucleoside transmembrane transporter activity; transmembrane transporter activity
Source: RefSeq, a predicted model, not a curated record
CUCUGCUCUGAGUAUGAGAGCUGGGCCGGAGCCCUGUGUGCAGCAUUCUUAACAAAACCAGUCUUUGGGUGUAUACGACGUGUUCAAAAUGUCUGAGGACUCUUUGCAAAGUGCAAAUUCUGUUUACAAGUCCUCAAACCAUAUUCAAUCAGAUUUUGAACAGGAAUCCUUACUGGGAGAACAUCGAGUAAAACCAUAUUACACCCAUAAGCCAGUGGACCAUUACAACUGCACAUACAUUAUAUUUUUCAUUCUUGGGGUUGGGGCUUCAUUGCCCUGGAACUUUUUUUGCACUGCAAAACACUACUGGAUAUUUAAGUUCAGAAACUGCACAGACGCACCACUGAUAGAGCGGCACGAUGUCUCCGACAUAAGUGACUACUUUGAAAGCUAUUUCUCCAUUGCCUCUGCUGUUCCAUCAGUGCCAUGCCUCAUAUUGAAUUUCUUUCUUGUCAACAGAGUUUCUUCCAAAGUGCGAAUCCUUUCUUCUUUAGUGGUCAUGCUGCUAAUUUUUAUACUGACCGCAGUGCUGGCAAAAAUUGAUACAUCUGCUUGGACUAAGGAAUUCUUUGUAUUGACUCUAUCAUGUGUGGUCAUUCUCAGUGGUGCAUCGAACAUUCUCGCUGCCAGCAUCUUUGGUGUGACUGGACAGUUCCCAAUGAAAAAUUCCCAGGCUUUAAUAUCUGGUCAGGCAAUGGGCGGCACUAUAAGUGCACUGGCAGCCAUAUUAGACCUGACAGUAGCAUCCAAUGUCACUGACAGCGCUCUGGCUUAUUUCCUUACUGCAGUCAUUUUCACACUAAUAUGCAUCAUUAUGUAUCUGAUUCUUCCCAGAAUGGAAUAUUCCAGGUAUUACUUGAACAUCUCUAAUGACAGACCCCCCAGUUCUUCACUGGAAAGUGCUUCUGCUGGAAACAGUCAUUCUACGUUGGAAGGAAACUCUCCACCAAUAGGCCCCAUCCUGAGAAAGGUCAGAGUGCUAGCCACUUGCUUGUUCUAUAACUUCUUCAUCAGCAUCAUCAUCUUCCCAACCAUCUCUGCAAGCAUAGAGUCUGUUAACAGUGAAAGUGGCAGCAUCUGGACAACUAAAUAUUUCACUCCGAUCACAUGUUUCUUCAUCUAUAAUUUUGCUGACUUUUGUGGACGGCAGAUAACAGCAUGGAUCCAGAGCCCUGGGCCAAACAGCAAGAUCCUGCCAACCCUGGUUUUUCUCCGUACCUUAUUUAUUCCCUUGUUUAUGUUCUGCAAUUACCAACCCCGAAAGCACAUCAAUAAAGUGCUUUUUCAGAGUGAUGUCUACCCAGUACUUUUUAUUUCACUCCUUGGGUUAAGCAAUGGAUACCUUGGAACACUCUCAAUGAUAUAUGGUCCAAAAGUUGUCCCCAAGGAGUUGGCUGAAGGCACUGCCAUAAUUAUGUCUUUCUUUUUAGGUUUAGGCUUGGCUGUGGGAUCAGCAUUCUCUUCCCUUGCUCAGUUAAUUUAGACUUUUAGCAGUCAGCCAUUCCUUGAGUAUUAGAGGACCAGUAUUUUGUCACCAUUUUCCUUAAGAUUGAAACUUAAUUAGAAUUUUAUGUGAAAAGGACCUUAACAGAAAGCAAAAUAAGUGCUUGUUUGUGCAUGAGAAAAUGUUUUCAUGCUUUUACAUGUUUUUAUAAUUGCGUUACCUUACUGAGUCAUGUCUAUUAUGAUUUGAAGUUUUUAUAUGUACAAUUUUUAUAAUUGCAUAAAAAGCAUAUAUUUUGUGUAAGAAUAGCUAGUAAUUAAUAUUUACAAAAUUAUUUUGGUGCUUUAAUGCAAGGUAUAGAUCAGAGAGGUUUGAAUGGCAGAUUCUACAGAAUCCUCGGAAUUGUAGUUGACGUUCCACUGUUUGGACAUUCAUGGUACAGAUGAAAUGGACACAUAAAUAACGUCUGAAGCUAAUUUAACUGUUGUGCCAUAAUGAUUUUUAUGUAUGCACUUUUUUAAAUUCAAAGGAAAUUGGAGACAUUUCGUUCUGCUCUUCCUUGAUCUGCUCGGUUUUGUUUACAAAGAGGUAGUGAGAUUUUCACAAAAGCCACACAAUCUAAACGAAGGCAGCUUUUCUUUGGCUAUUCAUAAAGCCAUAGGAAAUACCUCUGGCUAUAUUUGUUAUGGCUAUGGAUACACAUACGCGUUUUUUAAAAAAAGCCGACCGCUGCGUAAAUACGCUUAGAGGUUCCGCUAGUGUAUUUAUGCAUCAUUCAACUUCUUUAAAAACCGCGGGCGGAAAACCGUAUGUGUCCAUAGCCUAACCGAAGCACAAUAAAUAAGAGUUGUCCUCAGAUUUCAUUAGGUCUAUUAUAAUUUAAAGAAAACCAUCUUUUCUCACUAACAGAUCAUGUUGUUUUUAACCUUAUUACCUUCUAUAUAAAAAUAGGAACAUGUCGGUAUCGGUGAAAAGAAGCUGCACGCAAACUAUAACGGCGACCCUCAGACAACAUUAAAUCAUCUUACUGAGUUGUUUUAGUCACACCAGGCUGGGGGCUGUUUGAUCCCUCGAUAGGCUAAAUACAAAUGAAAACAAGACUCCAGCCUAUGGAGGGAUCGCGCCGACCGCAGCCGAGCGUGACUGAAACAACUCAGCAAGAUGGUUUAAUGGUGUUAGAGGGUCGCCGUUACUAAGGUUCGCGGGGCUGGGGGCGGCUUAUAUUUCAAUUGCAGCUUCUAUUUACUGAUACUGACACAUUCCUAUUUUUAUAGGAACGUGUCAGUAUAACUUUAAUUUAGAAAUCAGAUCUAUAUUCAUAUAUAUAUAUAUAUAUAUAUAUAUAUAUAUAUAUAUAUAUAUAUAUAUAUAUAUAUAUAUAUAUAUAUAUAUAUAUAUAUAUAUAUUUUCUACACUAUUCUUUCAACUCAGUGUGAGUGUUUUUCCAAAAACAUCUCAUCUCUACAUAUCUGUUUUGUAUGUAUGUGUCUAAGACACCACCAGGCCCGGACUGGCAAUCUGUUGUUCUGGCAAAUGCCCCGAGGGGCUGCUAUAAGGUGCCAUAGAAAGUCAGUAUUUAGUUUGCUGGUGGGGUCAUACAAUGACUGUAUGAUCCCCAUGAUAUACGGUCUGUUAUUUUGUGUAACACAAUGGGAUGCUGUGCUGCUUUUUAAAUUAAAUCUUAUAUUCUGUCUGAACUUGUGAGUUUCCCUGGCACAGCCUUCCUCUCAGUGCACCACCUAGGGGUGGCACAUUGCGAGUACACUGCACCCAGGAUGCGGAGAAGUCAGCCUGCGCAUAUAAAAUCCAGAAUGUAAAUUCUGUUAGAAAAGGGGUUUAGGAAUUGUCCUGCUGACUAUGGGGAAUAUUGCAGAAUUCACAUGCCCUACUGAAAUCCCUCUGCAUUAACCUUUAACUUCCUAUUAAAGCUUUUCUCAUGUUUUACACUGAAUAGUCCGAUUUAAAAAUUACACUAACAAAUAUAAGUUCCUUGUGCAGAAACAGUACUUUGUUAUAUUCACAAAUCCACUCGUAAAGCUGUUUUAAAUACUUUUUAUGUCAAAGAAUUUUCCUUUGUAUGAUGUUACAAAAUAUACUUGAAGCUUUAGCAAAUAAACAAUUAUCUGGAAUAAGUGAAA